AUGCUUCUUUUUCUUUGGAUCUUAUUAGUUCCAGGAGGAUUGGCUCUUUCUUUGUCAUUUAGCACUCCGUCAUCAGUAUUUUAUAAGUAGACAACGGCGUAUACCACAUUUUCUGUCACAGUCACAAAAUCUCAAAGUGACACAGCUUCGGUCUAUUUGAGCUUGGAUCCUUCAACUGCAUCAAGCAGCGUCAUUUUAUAUGGAAAUCUUGCAGUGACCUUUUCAUCGAGCUCAAGCACUGCUACCUUUAGUAAUCUUUACAUUACAACAGUAAAAUCUAAUUUAGACCGGAACCGGAUAAAUUGCAUUAACGUAAGUAUUUUAAGGUGUUUAGUGCCUCUAAAUUCCACAAGAUAGAGACUUAGCCCAACUAGUGACGUCAAGAGCCAUUCCGUCACUUAAAUGGCACACCAAUGGGCAGGCUUUCCAAAGCAAUGCCAUCACCAGUCAUUAGCGCUGUCGCUCUCGUAAGACUUACUCCCCCCCCCCCUCCGUGAGCGAACAAAACCAUUAGAAAAAUCGCCAUUUUUUGACCAAAAACCCACCCUCCGUGAGUGAACAAAAAUUUUUUUAAUAGAAAAAAUUUAAUGGAAAAAAAAUUUUUUGAUAUAUAAGUGAUAAUUAGUAUAAUGAAAUCUAGAGCUAAUUCUGUUUAAAUUUAAAACAAAUUGCGUUUUAAAAUAUAAAUUUUGCAAAUUAAAUUAAUAUUUGCUUCCAAAUUUUUUGCAAAUUAGGAUUUUUUUAAAUUUCGAAAAAAAUAUUUUUUUUAUAAAAUUUAUAUAUAAAUUUUUUUUAAAAAAAAAAAUUAACCCCCUCCGUGAGCGAACAAAAUUUUUUUGUUCGCUCACGGAGGGGGGGGGGGGAGUUAGUAAAAGCACGUGUUCCAUCUAAGGGUUAUCCUCUCUCUGGUGUGAUAAGUGGUAAAAUCCUUCCUCUUGAUGCACUAAAGAUCAAUUCCUCUGGUUAUCCCAAAUUUAAACCGCUAUUGCAGAAGUUGUCGAGAUUAAACCAAAACACCAUAAAUAAAAUUUCAUGAGAGAAAAUUAGCAAAGCUAAUUCCUCUCGAACUGAAUACCAUUUUAUUUAUAGAUCGAAAGCGGAUACAAACUUAUAGCUUCUGCAAUAGGCUACGGCUCUGUGUCCAGCAGCUCUUUUGACAUUACUUCAGGCACCUCUCAAACGCUUUAUUUUUCAGCUCAGCCUACAAGUGCUUCUGACCCUUGUUCCAGCGAUGUAAUAGUCCAGGUUUUGAACCCUCCUAUAGGUAAAAAUACUGUGGAUACGUCCUUUGCUAGCUCAAUUACGUUGAGUCUGAUACCUGGAAGUGGCUAUGGUACAAUGUCAAGCGUUUCAGUGACAGCUACAAAUGGUGUAAGUACUUUUAGCUCAUGUUCUGUCACCGGAGCUGGGACUUUUGUGUUAAAGGCAAGCGCUUCAGGCCUGAGCGACGCUUAUAGCAGCUCUUUUACAAUAUCUUCAGGAACCCCGUCAUCUAUAACGUUUAACUCUUAUCCGACUACUAUUUAUAAAGGAUCAGGAUUUUCAGUGACGGCAACUGUUACAGAUUCAAGCGGAAAUAAGGUUGUUUCCAGCAUCAAGUGUUACUUACAAGCAAAAUCAGGAAAUGGGCAAAUAAGCAGUGGCGGGAGUGCAACACUUAAUCUGGGCAGUCUGUCGUUUUCCAAUGUAAUUUAUACUGGAACUGGCUCAGUUGAAGUCGAAGCUCUUUGUUCAGGAUAUUCAGCAUUUGCGACAACUUUUACAGCGACGUCAUAUUCUAAUGGAGAGCUUGCUAUAAAUUUGAAUGAUGCGAUUUUUGAAGGGACUUAUAACCAAUAUUACCAGAUAAGCUGUUUUAUAUAAAGCUUGUCAGGUUAUUUGUUUAAUAUAAUUAUUAAGGCACUUGCUAUAAAAAAAAAAUUUAUAUGAAACUAAUUUAAAGCAGCUUAUAUUUAACUGAUAAACCACUAUACGAUGUGAUCGUCUCUAUCAGCUCAAAAGACUCCUCAUCCUUAGAAAUCACUACAACUACCCUUACAUUUACAGAUUCAAACUACGCCACAGCUCAAAAAGUUUACUUCAAUACUGGGAUGCUUGCUUCAACUUCUUAUCCUGUCAACAUCGGUGUGAUCCACUCAAUUUCUUCAUCAGAUUCCACAUACAACGGUGUUGCUAAUUUCCAAACUUGCUUAACUGCUUCUUCAGGCUCAAUUUCAGUGCCAAUAUAUGGGAGCACUAAAUAUUAUAUUCAAGCAGACUCUUCUGUAGGCCUCCAAGCUAAAGACAGCACUCAGCUCUAUAUUUCAAUUGGAGCUGCGCCAUCGUCAGAUGUAGUAGUUUCGAUGACAUUAAGUAACUCAUAUAUAACACUGAGCUCAAGCCAAGUGACUUUUACGUCAUCAAGCUGGAGCACACAGAGGAUUUUAAUAACGGGCCCUUCAAGUGCAUCAUCUCCUUAUCAGACCACUACUAUUACAUAUACAGUCUCUACGUCAGAUUCAAAUUUUAUAGUGCUUUCCCGUUAUUGAUUACCAUGAAAUAGAUGACUUGAAGCUCUGAUGAGUCACGUAAAGGUGGCAAGCCAACUCAAAGUUAACAAAUCUUUAGAAAAGGACGCCCUUUGGCAGCUUGCAGUUGACUUGCUACCUUUACGUGACUCGUUAGAGCUCCAAGCUAUCUGCUUUAAGACAAGCAAUAGUGGUGAAGGUGUUAUAAUAGUGCAAUAUUUUAUCCUUCAGAUAAAACCACCACAGCAGUUAUUCUUCCAGCAAGUACUCCUACUAUAAAAGUGAGCAACUUAGCUAUUUUGGUUCAAAGUAAGCAAUAUGCGACUUUUGAUGUAUGACUAUCCUCACAACCAUCGUCAACAGUAACUGUGACUAUAUCAUCUUCAGAUACAACAAAUUUAUCGUUGACGACCUCUUCAUUAAGCUUUACGACGUCUGAUUAUAAAUUAUUUAAACAGGCCACUAUAUAUGCUGCAGCUGGCUCGAUGGGAAGCACACCUUACACAGCAGUAACUGUUACUUUAUCUGAUUCUAGUGGAGGAUAUAGCAGUGUUACUAUAGUAGUCUCUGUGGCAAAUAUAUGUAUAAAUGCACCUUAUGCGUGGCCAAAUGGGCCGAAAUGCACAUGCCCAGCUGGGUUCAAUUGUAUGGGGUCUACACCAGUCCCAUGUCCUCCUGGCACUUAUUCAGCUCAAGAUGAUAUGGUCUGCACAGCUUGCCAGGCAGGACAAUAUUGUGCAGAUCCUACUCAAACUGCACAAAGCUGUGCCUCUGGGACUUACUCAUAUGAAUAUUACUCAUUUUGUCUUGCUUGUCCUGGUGGGUUUUCAUGCCCAAAUCAAAGCGGCUAUGAAAUUCAGCGAUGCGUCCAAGGACAGUACUCAGAUCCAGGCUCAGGUACUUGCAGUUCACCUACUUCUGGUGAGAUGGCUCCAGGCCCUGAAGUCUCUUUUACAGUUGCAUGUCCGAGCGGCUAUAUAAUAGUAGGAUCUCCUGAUAUAUGUGUGCCUUGUCCUGCUGGUGUUUCUUGUAGCGGAAACCCUGUUACCUAUACAUCAUGCAGCGCAGGGACUUAUUCUUUAGCUGGGAUGGCUAGUUGUGCGACUUGUCCUGACAAUAUGGAAUGCGACCCAUUCCAAGGACCUACAAGAAUUUGCCCAGAAGGGACAUACAGAGCUUCAGGAGAAAGUGUGUGUAAGCUAUGUCCUGCUCACUAUUAUUGUUCUGCCAGCGAAGGCACUGGAUCAAGCGCUAGGCCAAAAGCUUGUGCAACAGAUUAUGACUCAGUUGAAGGCUCAGCAUAUUGCAAGUCAACUACUACCUUAGCAGGUUAUCCAGGUUUGACGACAAGUGGAAGCAGCGUUGUAACAUCUACAGACGUUGAUGAUUAUGUGAAAUCUUAUGAUGCUUGGAAAGACAAUAUUAUUUGUUCAUCAGGAUGGGGAUGGUGCUAUCCAAUACCAGGAGGAGAAGAUGGCGCUGGCAAUUAUGCUACUUCCAACAAAUACUCUUAUAUUGGCUCAGAUACUAUAAGUCCAGCAUUUAUAGGCUUCUGGCUGCCAGAUAAUGCAGAUAGACCUGAUAUGAUUGGAUUCGAAUGUUGGCCAGGCAACUACUGUGAUGGGUCUUCUACAAUGACAAAAUGCGGCGAUGGAAAAUUUAAUGCUGUUGUCAGAGCUUAUGACAGUACUUUUUGUUUUGACUGUCCAUUAGGAUAUGAAUGCAUUGCUGGCACAGGAAACUAUGAAAACUCCCCUUGCCCUCAAGGGAAAUAUUGUGAAGCAGGGGUAUCUACUGGCACAAAUUGUCCAGAAGGUACUUAUUAUAAAAAACUUAGAGCUAUUUCAGAAGGGUACUGUUUACAAUGUCCUGAAGGCUACUACUGCCCUGAAGGCACCGGAAAUCCUAUCAUUUGUCCUGCAGGGAGAAUUUGCCCGAUUGGAAGCACAUCUGCUACCGCAUGCCCAGAAGGCACUUAUAACCCAUUAACAGGAAAGUAUAAAAUAGAAGACUGCUUAUUAUGCCCAGCAGGGACUUCCUGUGGCUCGGGCUCAGCACAGCCACUUCCUUGCUCUCCAGGAAAAAUUGGCCCAUACCAAGCAAACCCUCUAAGCAGCUGCUGGGUCUGCCCUGCAGGCUAUGCAUGCCCAGGAGCAGGCAUGGUAGAAGCUAUCAUGAAAUGUGAAAUUGGCUAUUAUUGCCCUGAGGGCUCGACCCGCAAAACCCAAAACCCAUGUCCUCCAGGCACCGUCGGUACCAUGUAUGGAGCUUAUGGUCUAGCCCAAUGUGACCAAUGUCCUCCUGGUUUUGCCUGUGGCUAUGCUACGAACUAUGUAAAUAACCCUCCAGUAGUAUGUGCUGCUGGGUAUUAUUGCCCAAUUGGCACUCAUUUUACUAAAGAAUUUCCAUGCCCUGCUGGCACUUAUAGCGAAAAUACUCGUGUAGAAGGUGUUCAUGAGUGCUUAAUUUGUCCUGCUGGCUAUUACUGUCCAGCUGGGACAUCAUCAUAUUCUUCAAACACUUGUCCAGCUGGGUAUUAUUGUCCAAGAGGCACUACUUAUGAUAAGCAGUAUAUAUGCCCAGUAGGGACUUAUAAUGCAGGUGCAGCAAGUGACCAAGGAGAAUGCACAUUUUGUACUGCUGGAAACUUUUGCCCUGGGUAUAUUUCUUCGUCAUCACCACCUAUACCAUGUCCAGCUGGGACCUAUAUGGAAGAAUUAGGAGCUCAAGAUGGAGGACCAGGGGUUUAUCCCAGCUGUAAAAGAUGCCCUGCAGGAAAAUAUUCAAGUGCUUCAGGUUUAAGUUCUUGUACUGAUGCAGAUAAAGGCUCUUAUACUUAUGAAGGGGCAUCAGGGCAAAUUACAUGCAAGGCAGGAUUUUUCUGUGCUGAGGUAGCUACUUCAGAGCUUAUGAUGUAUUUAUCAGUUUGUCCAGCUGGAUUUAAAUGUACAUCAGGCAUGAACAGUUAUCCUACUUUGGGUUCAAAUGGAUGUCCAGCUGGUCAAUACUGCCCUGAAGGCUCCUCAUCAGGCACAAACUGCCCUGCAGGGACUUAUAGAAACACUAAAGGUGCUAAAUCUGUCAAAGACUGCAAAACAGUGCCUGCUGGGUACUAUGUGAGCUCUGCUGGAACCUCUGAUUACUCCGGCUAUCUCUGUAGUGCUGGUUAUUAUUGUCCUAAAGGCUCAACAACGUCUACAGCUAUGGCUUGCCCUGCAGGGACAUUUAGAGAGGAAACUGGCGGAGCUUCUGUAUCUGACUGUGCCUCAUGCACUCCUGGCUACUAUUGCCCUACAACAGCCACAACGACCCCAACAAUUUGUACUAUUGGAUCAUACUGCCCAUCAGGCACCAUUACUCCUUUACAAUGUCCAAGCGGCACUUAUGGAGCCAAUACAGGCUUGGCUACUUCUACAGACUGCACUUCGUGUGACGCUGGACACUAUUGUCAAUCUCCAGGCCAAACUGGUACCACAGAUACCUGUACAGAAGGGUUCUACUGCUCAGGAGGAGCUUCUAUUGCUACACCAAAUGAUGGCCAAACUGGGAAAAAAUGUCCUGCAGGAGGGUAUUGCCCAGCAGGGACAACUUCACCUCAAAAGUGUAGCGCAGGGACUUUUAACAAUUUUGAUGGAGGAAGGUCGUCUAGCGAUUGCGUUACUUGUUGGCCAGGAUAUUACUGUGCAGGUACUGAUUUGAGCCCAUCGCCAACAGGAAAGUGCGACCCUGGAUACUAUUGCCCAGCUGGCGAGUCAACUUCUAAUAGUCAUGCUGCUCAAGCAGGGUACUAUGCGCCUUCAGGAAGUGUUGCCCAAAUUGCAUGUGCAGCUGGAACUUAUAAUCCAAGUACAGCAGCGUCUUCUUGUAUAUUUUUUAAGAUUCUUUCACCUUUUUAUAAAUAAAACAAAAUUUAUUUUCAAUAGAUUUCUCUGCUUAUCCUAUCAUAUUUAUGGUAAAAUUAAUGAAAAAAGCAUAUUUCAUGUGACCCAGGAAAUUAUUGUCCUACUACUACACUGACAUCUGUAACACCAUGUGAAGAAGGAAAGUACUGUUUGCAAGGCUCAUUUAUUGGAAAGUUUUGCCCUCCAGGAACGUAUAGAUUAGCAACAGGAGGUCAAAGUAUUGAUGAUUGCACUCUCUGUAACGCUAACAAAUACUGUUUGUACUCUGGCCAAACUGCUGUAGCAGGUUCAUGCUCUGCUGGCUACUACUGCACCUCAAGUUCUCCAUAUCCUCAACCUUAUGCUGAUGUCCCAGGAUAUUACGGCCCAUGUCCAGUUGGGUAUUAUUGCUUACUUCCCCAAUUAAUGCAAUAUUCAUAUUAACUCUGUAUCAGAUAGUAUCGCAUAAUUAUAUUAUCCCUAGCACAAAUUAUGAACUAUUUUUGGAAUGCAGAAUCACUUUACAUAUGCCCACCAUAACUUUAUUUAGACUCUACAUGAAUUAAUUUUUUUGGCAUGGAGAGUGACUCUACAAGCCAAACAAAACACAAAAUUUGUGCCAAAGAUUGUAAUUUAUUUUUGCAUUACUUUUAGCCUGAGGAGGAUAAUUCAUUUUACCAUUUACAAUUUUCAAAAAAAUACUACGUAAAAUCUGUUACAGCAAGUUAGGAAGUUCUGAUCAAACAGCUUGCUUGGCUGGCACAUUUAAUCCAAGCACUACAGGAAGUGAUUCUUCCCAUUGUCUUCCUUGCCCUGCUGGAUAUGCAUGCACAACCACAGCGUUAUCAACAUAUAUGGGCACUCAAUGUAGACAAGGAUGGUAUUGCACUGAGUCAUCUACUACAAGAGAGCCAGGCUCUGGCAUAUGUCCAGAAGGCAGCUAUUGCCCACAAGGAUCUGCAGUAGAUUUGCUCUGUGCAGCAGGAACAUACCAAGAUCUUACGAAUCAAGCAAGUUGUCAGACAUGCCCUCCUGGGUAUUAUUGUCCGCCAGGCACAUCAGACUACACUGCAAAUGUAUGCCCUGCAGGUUAUUAUUGCGAAUCAGGAACUUCAUAUCCUAGCUUCGUCCUUUCUUACUCCCCCCUCCGUGAGCGAACAAAACCAUUAGAAAAAUCCCUAUUUUUUUGCCCAAACACCCACAUUCUGGGAGCGAACAAAAAUUUUUUUGUGGAAAAAUUUUUUUAUGGAAAAAGAUUUGAUAUAUAAGUGAUAACUAGUAUCAUGAAAUCUCGAGCUAAUUCUGUUUAAUUUUAAACAAAUCGCGUUUUAAAACAUAAAUUUUACAAAUUAAAUUAAUAUUUGCUUUCUAAUUUUUGCGAAUUAGGAUUUUUUUAAAUUUUUGAAAAAAAAAUUCUUUAAAUUAUAUGCAAUUUUUUUAACAAAAAAAAUUAACCCUUCGUAAGCAAGAUUUUUUUGUUCGUUCACGGAGGGGGAGUUAGCGAACAAGAUCAAGUGCACUUUGCUAGAUAACGGAUGGGGUUCUCCAAUGGAGAUUGGUUUUUAUUUUAUUUCUAUAUUAAAAUAUUAUUGCCUUUAUUAAAAAGCUAGAGUUUUUAUUCCUUACUCCCCCCCCCCCUUUAAAUUGGAACAAAAAUAUAGGUAAAAUUUCCACUUUUUUGGUAAAUUAACCCCCCUUUAAAUUGGAACAAAAUUUAAUUUUAUAAUAAAAAAUUUUAUAAUAAAAAAUUAUAUAAUAAUUUUUACCUAAAAAGUUUUGAUAUAAAUUAAAUGUUUCUUCUUAACUAAAAUUCAAAAUUUAGUUAUAUCUUGAUCUUGUUUAAAGAAAAAAGUAUAAAGAGCAUCUUAUUUAAAUAUAAAUUUAUUAUCCUUAAUUGCUCAAUUUUAAAAAAACAAUUAAUUUUUUUUUUUAAAAAUUUUUGUUUUUUUUUUGAUAAAAAUGAUAUUUUUUAUUUGGAUAGUUUUGAUAUAAAUUCAAUAGGAAUUCUUUAUAAAAUUUCAAAAUUUAAUUAUUUCUUGCUUUAUUUUAAAGAAUAGAGUAUAAAUAACAUCUUAUUUAAACAAAAUUAGCACUUUGAUGAUAAAUUUUCUAAAAUUUUUUUUUUUUAAUUUUUUUUUAUCAAUAAAAAUAAUAAUUUUUGUGCAAAUAAUUUUGAUGCCAAUUAAUAGUGGCGUAUUAACUAAUAAUAAAAAUUUAGUUAUAUCUUGCUUUGUUUUAAAGGAUAAAGAGUAAAUAGCAUUUUAUUAAACAAAUUUAUUAAUCUAACUCGAUAAAUUUUUGAAUUUUUUUUUUUAAAAAUUUUUAUAUAAAUUUUAUAUAUAAUUUUUUUUUUAUAUUUUUUUUUUAAAAAAAAAUUAACCCCUUUAAAUUGGAACAAAAUUUUUAGUUCCAAUUAAAGGGGGGGAGUUAGAGAGGGAGUAAGCAAUUCCCAUGCCCUGUUGGCACUUACAACCCUAACUCAGGCCAACAGUCCAGUGCUGCAUGCAUCGACUGCACUCCAGGCUAUUACUGCAACCAGCUAGGAGCCUCAGCUGUCGCUGGACAAUGUGACCCAGGCUUUUACUGCAUUUCAAAAUCUACAACUUCCCGACCUCAAGAAAGCCAAACCUAUGGAGGCCGUUGUAAUCCUGGUUACUACUGUCCACAAGGUUCAACUUCAAGCAUUCCUUGUGACUCUGGCAAAUACUGCUCAGCCGAUGAAUUGUCAGCUGUUUCUGGAAGCUGCCAAGCUGGGUAUUACUGUAACUCUAAAGCCACAACUCCAGCUCCAACUGAUGGUACUACCGGAAAUAUUUGUUCACCUAUGUAUUACUGCACAGGAUCAGCUUCUCCAGUCCAAUGCAGUGCAGGAAAUUAUUUGCCAUACUCCGGAGCCUCCGCAAACACUGAGUGUAUUACAUGCUCCCCUGGUUAUUUCUGUGACGGUAGCACUAGUUCAUCAAAUAUGAGGCAAGCUUGCACAGCUGGCUUUUAUUGUCCUGGAGGAGACAUCACGCCUACCUAUGAAUGUGAUAGAGGCUAUUAUUGCCCUGGUGGCACAGCUGAUGAGAUUUUGUGUCCUGCUGGAAAAUAUCAAAUGAAUACCAAACAGUCUUCAUGUGUCACAUGUGACCCAGGGUAUUACUGCGACUUAGGAGCUAGCUCAGAAACAUUGUGCCCUACGGGAUAUUAUUGUCCAUCAGGAACUGGGUACUAUCAUUCUUAUCCUUGCCCAGUUGGAACUUAUAAUAGCUUGAUUGGCCAAAGCGAUUCCACUGCUUGCGUGUCUUGUGACCCUGGAAAAUACUGCCCCACCCUUGGAGCUGCGCUUUAUCAAAGUGUGUGCGCUGAAAGGUAUAAAUAAAAUGGCAUUCGGUUCGAGUGAAAUUAGCUCUGCUAAUUUUCUCUCCCUUAAGUAAUUUUAUUUAUGGGGUUAGGUUUUCUUCUGAGAACUUUCUGUACAGCAAUAGCAGUUUAACUCUGGCAGAUAAGCCGAGGCACUGCUCCAAGUGCAUCAAGAGGCUCGAAGUUUUACCUCUCAGAACACCCAAGGAAGGUAACCCUUAGGCAGAGCACGUGUAGGAGCUAGUCAAUGGAGGCAAGGCAACGCAGCCCAUCGAAGCCAGAACGCUGUUUGGCCAUGCCUUGUUGCAGCAAAUUGGAUCGAUCCUGAGGUUCAUGAGCCCGAUGCGUGGACAAAUAUGGUGACAGCUCUGGAAACGGCUACCCCAUAGUAGACGUUAAACGUUAUAAAUUUAAUGUAAUGUGUGCUGAAGGGUAUUAUUGCAUUGGUGGAGCUUUUACGGAUAAGCCCUCAGGAAGUGACUCUACAGGUGGAAUGUGCAGCCCUGGCUAUUAUUGUCCUGAAGGGAGCAGUGCAGCUACUAAAUGCGAAGCUGGACUUUACUGUGCAGGAUAUGCGCUACCAGCCCAAUCAGGAUCAUGCUUAGCUGGCUACUAUUGUUUGGCAGGAUCUACAGUUGCAAACCCGACAGAUGGAACUCAAGGAAAUAUCUGUUCUCAAGGGAAUUAUUGUCCUACAGAAAGUUCUGCAGUAACUCCUUGCUCAGCUGGAACUUAUAGUCCUUCAGAAGGCUUAAGUGACUAUACUCAGUGUCUUGACUGUCCUUAUGGCAAAUAUUGUAAUUCUCAAGGUCUAAGCUCGCCUACUGGAGACUGUACUGCUGGCUACUAUUGUGACCCUGGAAAAGCCACUCCUACUCCUCCAGAAGGCGAAUGUCCUACAGGCUACUAUUGUGAAGCAGGCAGCUGGGUUCCAAUACCUUGUGCAAUGGGUUAUUAUAAUACUCAAACUCAGCAAUCAUCCUGCACACAGUGUGGUAGUGGUUACUACUGUACAGGCUCUACUGCAAUCCAAACAAACUGCCCUACUGGCUAUCAUUGUCCUGUCGGAACCCGCUAUAGCAAUGAAUACCCAUGCGGCCCAGGCACCUAUGCUGAUGUCACAAACUUAGAGACAUGCAAUACUUGCCCUGCUGGACGAGAAUGCAACAACGCUGCUACAAAUGCCAAUAGCUUAUGCCCACAAUACAAAUAUUGUCCUGAAGGAACUGGGUAUGGGCUUAUUUGUCCUUCAGGCUCCUAUAAUAAAGAUAGUGAAGGUCUUACCGCGGAUACAGAAUGCAGUGUGUGCCCAUCUGGACAAUACUGUGUAGAUGGAAGAAUUUCAGGACAAUGUGCCCCUGGGUUUUGGUGUAAAAAGUCUAGUCCUUAUUCCACUCCUUCUGUAUAUUAUUUAACAGGUACUCCAUGCCCAUCUGGCUAUUAUUGUGGAUUAGGAACAACUACACCGACUAAAUGUCCUGAAGGAAAAUUCAGAAAAGAUACAGGAGCUACCCAGGUUUCUGACUGUACUACUUGUCCACCUGGAAGCUACUGUGUUACAGGAAACCCUACACCUUUUGACUGUCCUAAAGGGAAUUACUGUCCUUCUGGUGUCAAUUCUCCAACACCUUGUCCUAAAUAUACGUAUAAUGGCAGCAAAUCCAUGAGUGAUAUUAACGCUUGCAAGCCCUGUCCAGCUGGUUAUUAUUGUGAUGACACAGGAAUCGGCGAUUAUACUCAAUAUCCUUGUAAAAAAGGCUACUUCUGUGUAUUAGGAGCUACAUCUUAUAUUCCUUGUCCUCCAGGCACUGUAGGCAGCUCAAGUGUAGCAGGUUCUGCUAGUGAUUGUCCGGCUUGUCCUGGAGGCUAUUACUGUGAAGAAGCUACCACCUCUCCAGUGGCCUGUACUAUUGGCACUUAUUGUCCAUUAGGCUCAUCAGCUCCUAUCCCAUGUACUCCUGGCUAUAUCUGCAAUGACCUUACAGAAACCCCUACAAAAUGCCCUGUGCAUUAUUAUUGUCCAUUAUAUGAUAGCACAAACCUUACUAAAUAUUACACUGAAGACGAAGCUAUUGAAUGCCCUACUGGAACUAUCUGCCAAUUAGCUAACUUUUACCCAGAAACAUGUGAGCCUGGGACUUAUAUGGCAGAUAAUGUAUGUAUUGAAUGUGGAGCAGGACUAUAUGCGAAUGGGACGUCGUCAGAAAAAUGCUACCCUUGUGAUGCUGGGUAUCUUUGUGUGGCUGGCGCUACACGUUCAAAUCCUCAGACACUAAGUAAUGAUGGCGGAUACCCUUGUCCAAGCGGGUAUUAUUGCCCUGAGGGCACAGAAUCAGCUAUACCAUGCCCAAUUACGACCUAUAACCCAUCCACCAAAGGAAAAAGUGCUUCAGCCUGUCUGGCGUGCCCAGCAAAUACUUAUGGUGACGAAGAAGGACUGAGUAAAUGCAAAAUCUGUGGGUCACAUGCUUAUUCUGACGCAGGACAGGAUACUUGCCAAUGUAAAGGGAAAUACCGUGGAUAUCAGAAAUAUGAUGGAAGCUGCAUAUGUUUGCCGACUUAUGAGUUUGUAAUUGAAGGGGUAACUGAAAGUGAAGUAGAUUCAGCUGAAGACUGCACACCAAAACAGUAUACCAAUUGUAUAUCAGGACAGGUGAGAAAAGCUGAUGGGUCUUGUAAAAGCUCAGGAAGCUGUGAAAGCGAAUGCAAUGGAGGAUCUGGGAACUUAGAUUCUACUUAUAGUGUCUGCAUAUGUGAUGAUACUCCUAGUGAAGAAGACGUCUGCAAUUCUACUUGUAGAAGCACAUCAGCCAGCGUUACCCUUAAAUCUGAUGGCCAAUUUUACAUCUACAACCCUUCAAGUGGAUCGUCUCGACCAGUCUCCAUGACAGGCUCCAACUAUCUUGGAGCUACCUCAGUCUCAGAUUCUUCCAAAGUCCAUACAGUAGACAUGACUUCAGACGGUCCUCAAGGAGUCUACGGCACUGGCUCUUCCCUUUCCACCUACUACCGUCGUCUUCUUACUGACGACGAAUCUCGUUUCCUUGCCGCUUCUUCUGAAGGUCUUUCCAACCCAAUUGCCUGCAUAAAGCGAAACGACACCUUCUUAUUCUCCUUGACCCCUCGUUCUCACUACCCAGUCUACCUUAAAGACUCCUUAUUAAACACAAAUAAAAACUUUGACUAUGCGGCCUUCAAAGAACUGGAAUGGAGAAUGAAAUCUUCCUCAAGUUACGUCGACACUUUUGCCUUUACCUUUACCGAUGCUGGAAUUUAUGAUUUUGUAGACAAUGCAGACUCUGAUAAACAUAUAAUUAUUGCUGUGGUUGGGGACAGUGAAAGCUGCCCAAGCCAAGACGUCACAUUUUUAGCUAGAACUUCUUUAAAUUUGGACGCUUUAAAUAUAUAUGCAGCUGAUAACCUUAUGACUGAGCCACAGUGGGGAAUUAUUGCAGGCAUUAUUGUUGCGCUGAUUAUUUUGAUUAUUCUUAUCAUAGGAUUUUUAUCAUUUUUGCACUGGAGAGCAUGGGCGUCUGUGAACUCUAAAGAAAGAUUAUACGCGAUGUUGAGAAGCUGCUGCAAGAAAUGCAGGUUUAAGUCAAAUUUAGUCCCAGUUGUCCCUGCAUUUGAGGAGUCUAUAGAAGAUGGUAUUGAUUUUGAUAAAGAAUUGUUGGAGCCGUCACAGUUUAAAGAUAUGUAUGACAACUUGUGCAAGUAUUAUGAUAGAGUUAAGGCAGCUUUUGAUGCCCAGGAUGAAGAAGCUACUAUAGGGUUGAAUGAGCUGUUGGAGCAAGCGAGAGAACUGAAGGACCAGCUUGCAGAUAAAUUGGCGGAUAUUGAUCCAGAGAUAUUGAAACAAAAAAUUGUGGAGGCAGAAUUCGAUGAAGAUGAAGAAAUUGUGCUCCCAGAAGUGGGGCUUAUGUAUUACUGAAAAAAAUGAUUUUAUUUAGUAAAAUUUUCGAUUAAAUAAUAUAGAAAAUUUGGAUCCCAGAAGCCAUAAUUGAUGAAGAAAUUCCAACGACUUAUAAUGAUGCUGUAGCUGAAAUUCUCAGAAAAGAGACUCUGAUAGAAGUAAAAAAUACUGAAAUUUUGAGCAAAGAUAUCCAAAAUAACCCAGAUUUAAUGGAACAUGAUAAACAAGAGCUGAUUGGUGAGCUGAAUGCUAAUAUGCAAAGAUUGGACCAACUCCUUAAUGCUGAUAUACAAAAUUCUCAAUCAGAACUCAAUAAGCGUCUUCAAGAAAGAGCAGCAAAGCGAAGAGCAGCUCAAAGAGAAAAAGCCUACUACGAGCCUAAAAAAGCUGAAAUAAUUGCUAGACAAAAGGAAGAGAGAGAAGCAAUAGAAAAAGAGCUUAAAGAUGAAGUUGAAAAUAUUAAUGAAGACUACUUAAAUGAGAAAGAAAACUACAAAAAAGAGACCAGAAAAGAAGUAUUCUUACUUAUAGCAUUUUUUUGCAAAAGAAAAUAUAUUAUUUAAUUUAAAAUUCAUUAUAAAAUAGCAUAGAGCAGAGACUGUUAGAAAUCCGAACGCAGCUGCAAAACGAUUUACUCCUUUAUCAAUAUUUUUUUUUAAAUUAAAAGAAAUUUUGAGAAUAAAUUAAAAAUUUAAAAAAAUAUUUUUCAGGUCUUGCUAAUUGUUGCACGGAGUUAGCAAACUCUAAAAAUCAGCAGGAAACAGAUGCACUUAUGAAGAACUUUGAAAUUGAAGCAAAAAGAAUUGAAGACCAGCUGACUGCUCAUAAGAAACAACAAGAAGCCGAUUUAUUCAAAAGGCUAGAGGAAAGAAGAAAAGGAAGAUUGGGAAAAGUUAACGCAAACCAUGAAGAGAAGAAAAAAGACAUGGAGGAAAGGCAUCAAGAAGAACUAGCCCAGCUUGAAAGAAAUACUCUGCUGGCUUUUGCUGAAGGAAAUGGAGAAAUAUUGCUUAAUGAAGAUGAAAAGAGAGAAAUAGAAGACGUUGGAGAAGAAUAUGACCAAGAACUAGUAAGACUUCAAGAGGCCCAUCAGCAAGAACUCUUACAAAUUGAUAAUAUCUUAGACCAAGAAGAAGCUGCACAGUCCGAAGAAAAAGAAAGACUUAUUAAAGCCCUUACUUUUUCAGAUCAAUAUUAUUAUUUAUUCACAUAAUUUUUUAUUAUAAGUAAUAUAAGUGACAAUUUUUAGAAAAAAAAUUUUAAAAAUUUUAUCAGGAUUAUGGUAAGUUAGAAAACGCAAGCAGCCAGACUGAAAAAGACCAAAUAUUGAAAGAAAUUGAUAGGCUCGAUGAAGCUAUUGGUAUUCAAAAAGGAAAGCAAGAAACCGACCUCAAACAAAGGCUCCUUGAUAGAAAGAGAAGGAAAGCUGAAAAAGAAGCCCAAAUUAAAGUAAAGCAAGAUCGAGAACGAUUUGACGUAGAAAUGCAACAAAAAGAAGCUGAAAGAGAUGCAAGAAGCAAUAUCGAGAUGAGAAAAAUGGAAGAAAUCCUUGAAAAUGCAGGAAAUAUAUCUGCAGAAGAACUUAUAGGUCUUGCAAGACAGCUGCUUGAAGCCAAACACGACAGAGAAAUCGGUGAACUUACGGCUCUUAAGCAUGGAAAACUACGUGAACGCCAAAACACUUUAAUCCAAGCGGCUGUCAACAUUAAAGCAGUUGAGCGUGCCAGUCUUCGUGCACAAUACUUAGCCCAACGUGAAGCUCUUAAAAAACGCAAGCUUAAACCUGAAGAACUUCAAGCUAAAAUUGAGGAGCUUGAAGCACGAGAAAAAGAAGCUCAAAACCAAUUAGAAUUUAAUAACAUGGCUCAGCUCAAUUCAGAACAAGAUCAAGCUUGGCGAGACGUCGAGGAUGAGUUCAGAGAAAAAUUCAAUAAUUUGGCUGACACUCAUAUGAAGGAAAAUGCUGAAAUUUUCAAGAAAAUCAGUGAAAGCGACCCAAGAAUGGAAAUUUUUUUUUUAAAAAUAAUAAAUUAUAUAAAAUUUUAACUCUCUCCCAUCCUUAUGUACGACACACUGAAAAUUUCAAAUUUUUUAUCAAGUUAUAUAGAAAUUCCCUUUAAUGCACUUCAGCGAAUAAAUUGCCUGCAAAUAAUUUUUUGCGGCCAAAUUGUAGCUUUAGCGGGCAAUUCGACUAUUAGGAACUACGCAUAUAUAAACUUUUAUUUCAGAAAUUUUUUAAACACCUAUCCUUGCUCUAACAAUAUAAUCGGCUCAAUCAAGGAUGACUGAGUAAGGUAAAUUGAUUUAUCCCAAGAAUGGCCAAUGCUAACUUAAGUGAUAUGGAAAAAGAUAUCGACAAACUGAGGUCAGAAAACGAGCGCUUAUAUGCAGAAAAACUACGAGAACUAGACCUUAGAAACCAACAGCUUAGAGAAUUCGAACGAAGAAAAGAACUCGAAAUCAGCAGCAUUCAAGAGCAGCUUAAAGAAGUCGAAGAAAAGCAAAGAAGACUUGAAGAAAUCCAAGAACAGCGUCGAAUUAUGGAAGAAAGACAAAGAAUGAUGGUCGAAGUCAUGAAAGAAAGAGGAAUUUCGCCUGAAAAAAUGGAAGAAUUGCUCAAACAGCACCAAAAAGAAAUGGACGAAUGGGAAAAAUCAAUGGAAGACGAGCGAACACGCCAGAAAAGCCGUCUCCAAGCUAAACUUGACGAAAGAAAGCAAAAAUACCAAGAAAAAAUCAGCUCGCAGAUCCAGAAAUACAAAGAAGAAAACCUCAAACUUAUUGAGCAACAAGACAAAGAAGAACAAGAAAGGCUGAAAAUUAUUUCUUACAGUGGCGUAGAGCUGAAGCUGUGGGAGCCUAAAGAAGAUGUAGAAAGCAACCUAAGAAUUGGAGUAGAAAUGGGCAAAGAUGGAGAAAAAUCUGAUAUGUCUCUGCUAGACCAGAUUUUGCAGAGGGUGAGAAGGGUAGAAAAAAUUGCUGAAAAUGUUGAUACGUCACAGUUUGAUCAGCUGAUGAAGGCGAUGAAGCACGUUAAUGAUAUGGUGGAUAAAGUCAAGAAAAAAAUCCGAUAA
This is a messenger RNA of Blepharisma stoltei, 16720 nucleotides long. Lineage: Eukaryota; Ciliophora; Heterotrichea; Heterotrichida; Blepharismidae. The record is from the annotation of a GenBank genome assembly.